Molecule: messenger RNA, 703 nt
Organism: Terrapene triunguis (Three-toed box turtle)
Lineage: Eukaryota; Metazoa; Chordata; Testudines; Emydidae
Gene: PEA15
Product: proliferation and apoptosis adaptor protein 15
Exons: 3
Coding region: 30-290 (86 amino acids)
Biological process (GO): regulation of apoptotic process
Molecular function (GO): protein binding
Source: RefSeq, a predicted model, not a curated record
GGAGGAGGCUGUUGCUAGAAGGACAGAAGAUGCCUGGAUAUUCAGCGAGGGCAAUGGCGGAGUACUGCAGCCUGCUGAAGGAGCUGGCGGAGAACAUCACCAACGAGGACCUGGACCAGCUGAAGUCGGCCUGCAAGGAGGACAUCCCUAGUGAGAAGCACGAGGCGAUCACCACGAGCAAAGACUGGUUCAGUUUCCUGGAGGAGCACAACAAGCUGGACAAAGACAUCAUCCGGCAGCCCUCGGAAGAAGAGAUCAUCAAACUGGCCCCCCCACCCAAGAAAGCCUGAGGGGGUGGGGGAGGAGGAAGAAGGGGUCGGCUGCCAGGCCCACCACUUUAACCCCCCCACCCCUGCUCCACCACUGUCAUCCCCUCCCCCACCCCGCCAGCCCCGCUUGCCCCCCCUCCCCCGCCACGCCUCACCUCCUGCCACCCGAUGGUGUGGGGAGAGCUUGGGUCACUAACACAGUCCUACUGCCCCCCUCCCCUGCAUGUGUUUGGCCUUGGGGAUGGGAGGGCUGAUACGGAUGAGCCCCGGGGGAUGGAGCGGGGACAUUCCUAUGCAAGCGGAGAUCCAUGCCUCCCCCUCUCCCAGGCUGGGUCUGCACUCAUGCGUGCCCCCUUGUUAGGGGAGAUGGGGCUGGAUCUAAAGGGAACAUCCCCCAGAGGAGAGCCCGGAGGGGGGAGGGAGCUGAGGAAGGA